Messenger RNA from Oreochromis niloticus (Nile tilapia), 7406 nucleotides. It is a transcript of the gene pkd1l3, whose product is annotated as polycystic kidney disease 1-like 3. Gene Ontology annotation, biological process: detection of mechanical stimulus. Gene Ontology annotation, cellular component: membrane. The record is from RefSeq and is a predicted model, not a curated record. Gene Ontology annotation, molecular function: protein binding; calcium channel activity. The transcript is spliced from 23 exons. Bases 33 to 3344 code for a protein of 1103 amino acids. NCBI's taxonomy places the organism in Eukaryota, Metazoa, Chordata, Actinopteri, Cichliformes, Cichlidae.
UAAGCGCUCAUGCUCUCCACAGAACAAUAACAAUGGAUACGGUACUCCGGACCGCUGUCUUUGUGUGGAUUUCAGCUGGAUUUCUGUGUGUAGCUGGAAGAACCGAGAACUGUCCAAGAAACAACUUCACGGCAAAGUGUGAAUUUGUUUUCAGAAAUGUAUGUUUCGAGUUUGUUGGAGAACCGAAAACCUAUUCCCAGGCUAGGAGCAGCUGUGAAAAGCAAGGAGGAGAGCUCCUGAAGGGGAUGAACAACCCAACCAAAAUCUUCUUGGACAACAUAACCCGAGACUGGAACACCAACUUCAAUCACACAUGGUGGCUUGAAAAGACGGUUGGAAGGGAUAACUGGAAAUCCACCAAUAAAAACACCUCAUGCACAUACAUGAAGCUGAAUCCUCUCCAGCUCCUAACGUCUGACUGUAAAAAGAAAAGAGGCUUCCUCUGCACCCACAGUUUACAGUCUCCAUCAAACACAAAGUGUACUGAAAUUUCCAGCCAUGCAACCAGACAUCGGCACAAAAGGGGUCUACCUUCAAACCUUCCUGGUUUAAUUCCAAACCUUAACGAUCUAUCUACAAUCCUUCAAGAUGCUUUAACAACCUUAAACAUUAACAUAUUUCUCCAGAAUGCAGACAGAGUACUAAAAACGAUGGAAGUGACACCAGGGCAACCGACAGAUAGCAACAGGCAAGCAUUUGUGACAAAAUUGUUGGCAACUGUUAAGUUACUGAAUGUCUCAUUUGCCUUGAACAACACCGAGACACUCAAUCACAUCAUUAACUGCAGCAGUGCCAUCCUGAGUCUGUCACUGAAAAACUGCGAUCUUAAAAACAACCAAAACAAUCAAGGUUUUUUUGAAAGUGUCUUUAAGGUUAUUUUGCAAGUCACUAACCUGCUAUCAGGAGAGGACCAGUUUGUCAUGCAAUACCCAAUGGGCACCAUUUAUCAGAAAAGACAAAAACCCUCUGGCGUCGGCAAUUCAGAGCUGGGUUCAAAAGAAAAAGGCAAUUUCGCUAAGCUCCCUUCAAAUUCAGUGCUUGGACCCCUGCUUGAUAAGUACAGCAACAUCAUCUCUCAGAUGACUACGUUCAAUGAAAAUCCCUAUCCAUCUGAUGACAACAUAACAGGAAGUGUGUGCAGCCUUUCACUUAGUGAUGGAACGCAGGACAUUAAGGUGGCAAACCUGACAGAGAUGGUGGAGAUCUUUUUGGCUCGUCCAAAUGCUGCAGAUCUGAUCAACACUACUGUCGUGUUGGAGAAAAACUCAAAAUCGGUGACUAUACUCAACAUCUCAGACACUAAUAUGACGAUCUUCUUCGGCGUGGAGCCCAGUGCGAAUGUGUCACUGGUUCUCCUCUUGUCUCAUGGGUUGCCUCCUAAUAACACAUACUACAGCAACAGAACCGUACUGAACCGCACAGAGGGCUUUCGCUGGAUGAUAACACCAGACAUGUUACAAAAGACUCCUGGGACUUGGUAUAUUGAUGCAAGAGUUUCUGAUUCUGAAUGGCAGCCAGACUUGAACCUGAAGAUCACCACUUUUAUGAGCAAGUGCCUGUACUGGAACACAGACACGCAGGCAUGGAGCAAUGAAGGCUGUAUGGUGGGGAAAGAAAGCACUCCACAACGAACGCAGUGUCUCUGUAAUCACCUCACUUUCUUUGGGAGCUCCUUCUUUGUGAUGCCAAACUACGUCGACAUAUCCCGCACUGCAGAGCUGUUUGCCACUGUGAAUCAGAACUAUGUGGUGCUGGCCCUGCUGUGUGCAUUUUUCGGACUCUACCUGAUCACACUGCUGUGGGCCUGCUAUGCUGACCGGAGGGCACGCUCAAGGAGAAAGAUGACACUCUUGGAGGACAAUCACCCAGCUGCACAGUACAGCUACCUGAUCGGCAUCCAAACUGGACGUCGCAGAAAUGCUGGGACCAGUGCCAAUGUCACAGUGAAGCUGAUUGGCUCAGAAGCAGAGAGUAACAUACACACUCUCACAGACCCUGAGAAGCCAGUGUUUGAGAGAGGAUCUGUUGAUUAUUUCGUGCUGGCCACACCCUUCCCACUGGGUGAAGUACAGACCAUCAGGCUGCAGCACGACAACUCUGGAGGUCAUCCAUCAUGGUACAUAAACAAAAUGACUGUACAGGACCUCCAAACGCGGCACAUGUGGCACUUCUUUUGUGAAUGCUGGCUGAGUUCUGAGCGAGGAGACGGCAUGACCAAGAAAACCUUCAAUGCUGCAAAAGUCAACGAGGUUGCCAGCUUCAGGAACAUUUUCCAGACCAGAACAUCGACUGGAUUUAGAGACGAACACAUCUGGGUGUCCAUCGUGGAUCCUCCCUCACGCAGCCCGUUCACACGUGCCCAGAGGGUUUCUUGCUGCAUGUGCCUUCUGCUCUGUACCAUGGCCAUCAACAUCGCCUUCUGGAACAUCCCUGUGGAUCCAAACUCAACAGUACUCUUUUCAAUGGGUUCAAUAAAGAUGACCUGGCAGGACCUCAUGGUGGGCGUGCAGUGCGGUCUCCUCAUGUUCCCAAUCAACAUCCUCAUCAUCACAAUCUUUCGAAGCAUCAAACCUCGCAUAGUUCCAAAAUCUAAGAAAGCUGACCCCGAGGAGAACCUAAGACCCCCCAUAGUCAACAUACCGACUGUGCUGAGGGAUGUAGAGCAGAUCAUUUUUUUGGCAAGCAAGAGCCCAAGAAACAAGAUGCUAGAGAUGCACAGACUGGAAUCCGUUGCCGAUCUCUUCUCUGCCUUGGACAGGUUGAAUGAAUUAAUUCAGCACAUGCAAGGAGAGAGUGAGAGUGACCACCACUUGGUGUACUGCAGCAAGUUUCUCCUAGCUAGUCUCUGUCAUCUCCUGAUGUGCCUGGAGAAACUGGAUUUCAGAUACUUUGCGACUCUAGAACAGUACCAGCAGGCCCUCAACUACACCAACGCGCUGGUUCACAAGACUGAGAUGGUCUUCAGCAGCCACUUGGCCUACUGCCCACCUCCUGCGAAGAAACCAAAGAAGAAAGCAACGACUAUCCUGGGCUGCUGGCUGCCAUGGUGGUUUGUGUUCGUGGGCUGGUUCCUGUUGCUGUCCAUCAGCGGCAUUUCAACUUUCUUCACCUUGUUGUAUGGCUUUCAGUACGGCAAAGAGAAGUCCAUCAAGUGGGUCAUGUCUCUGGGCCUCUCCCUUUUUGAAAGCAUCUUUAUUCUGCAGCCUCUCAAGGUGAUAGGCGUUGCUGUGAUUUUCGCCCUCCUGCUCAAACCUGUAGCUGUAGACGAGAGUGAAGAAGUUGAGCAAGUCCUGUUAGAGCAACAGGAAAAGUGCAGACAGUACAGCGGCAGGGACACGAUGUGAGGAUACUGCAUUUGACGACAUGACCUGUCUCCUCCAACAUGCACAGCUGCGACACACGGCCCCCCCUCGCUUCUUAGACAAUCUUUUGCACUUAUUGUAAGUUUUACUUUCUGGAUAUAGAGCUGCAUAACACAUCGUGGUGUUUUGUAUGUGUACAGAGUUUCCAGUACCUAUGAGAAUCUUUUUGAAGUUGUGAGUCAGAGUAAUGGGCAAUUAAAUAACUGUUCUUGUAUGUAAAAUUCACCAUGAAUACGUAUGUGAAAAAGAGAUUUUUUUUUCCUUUUUAAAAAAGUGGUUGAUACAUUCAUUUAAUGCUAGUGCAAAACACAUAUACAGAUUCACAUAUAUGUAAACAAGUUAAGAACUAUUAUCAUGGAGUGUGAAAAAAGCUGUCCUUUAUCCAAUAAAGUACAAUAAAGUAGUGAUCCAGGAGAAAUAGAAGAGAAAUUUCAACAGAAAAAAACCCUGCAAAGAAUUAUUUUUCAGUAACUUUAACACAGCUUCCUGUUUAAAUGCUUCCCUAUGAUUCUAAUGGUUAAUAGCGUUCACUAUCUCCUACCUACUGACUGUAAAUGAAGUUGUGUGAAAUAGUGCGAAGGUACUUUUAUGUUGCUGCUCAUCUGGGAUCUAAUGAUUAAUUGAUUACAUUUUUCAUUUCACUCCUGUGACUGUAAUUGAUACUGAAAGUGUGUUUCAUGCCUCUUUAUCACUCAUACCUGCAUCUGUGAGAUUCAUUCAGUCCUCAGUUUGAAACACUUAUGUAACAGAUCUCACUUCAUUCAAGUUUGUGCUUUUGGUUUGGGAAUAUAAGCUGUUCUUCAGACAGCUGAUUGUCCUGUCUUAGAUCUUCUGUGCUUAAUCACAAAUGAUUUAAACUAUUUAUUCACUGGUGUCAUACAGUAGUAUUAUAUGUGUGAAUUUCAAUAAACAGCUCUGCAGUUGCUUAGUUGAUGUUUAAUGUUUAAAUGAUUUAUAAAAUUGAACUCGGGUCAAAAAGAGAUGUGUUGAUCUGUGUAUACAUCCCUAUUGAAUCCCAGAGAUGACCAGCAGCUUACAUAACAAUUAACAGUCACUCCAUUAGUAAAAUACAUCAGUGCACAAAGACUAUCACACCAGAUCACCAGAGGCUGGAAAGCUGAACCAAAAAGUGGUAUUUGUGACCUUUGCAUGAUUACCACUAAACCUCUUGCAAAUUUUGUAUGUUUUUAUAAGUUCAAUAUAAAAAAUUAAAAAAAAACUACCUCCCAGCUUUAGUAACUUUCCACACAUGUUCAUCCACAUUUUCCCUGACUGAGGCUCAGGAGGUGGAGCAGGUUGUCCACUAAAGGUCGGGAGUUCAGUGCCUGGCUGCUCCAGUCUACAUGCCAAAGUAUCGUGGGCCAAAACAUUGACCCCCGGGUUGCUUCUGAUGCGUUCGUCAGAGUGUGAAUUGUGAAGUGCUAUAUAAGAAGCAGUCCACUUACUAUUUACAAUCACACUCCCGCAUUUAGUUUAUUGGGAUCUGCUCAUCUCAACAGCAUCCCAACCUUUGGAAACAGAACUCUCGAGUCUUAUUUGGACACCAGUUUAAAAAAUAGUCGGCUCAAUCACACAGAAAAACACAAAUAUUAUGUGUGUAAAACGGUGUGACCACAGAGUAUAAGACUUAAGAAAUUCAACUCAUUCCAAUUCAAAACAAGAGCAACCUCAAGGCAUUUUAUAUUGUAAAGAAAAGAUCCUACAAUAUUAGAUAGAAAACAGUGGGGAGGAAGAACUCCCUUUCAACAGGAAGAAACCUCCAGGAUAUGCAGGCUCAGGGAGGGGAAAGAGAUAAGGAGAAAAGAAGGGAGACACAGACAAAAACUAUGAAAGAGAAAACAUGAGCUUUAUCAAAAGGAAAACUUUAAGCCUAAUCUCUCUCCCAAAUCCAAACUGAGAGCUGGAGUGAGGCCUGAUACCUGAAGGCUCUGCCUCUCAUCCUACUUUUAGGAUGAGAAGACUGUCGAAAACCAAAUGAUCAUCCAAACUUAACAGGAUGCAGUUUUCACAUGAUUGUGCCGCUCUUAACUCAUACCUGUAUUGAUCACAAGUGUCAAACAGAAAAUGGGUCAAAUAUGACUUGAUGCAAUACUAUGUUGUAAAAACUGAAAGGAUCCAUUAUGUAAAGAGGUUAGUUUCACAUUAACUUAAAACGCAGUAUGUUUUACAUCAUUGAAAAAAUGAUUUCCUUUUCAGAGCUUUGCCUUAACAUUAGGGACCUCUGCUGGUUACCAUUGAGAUUUACAGGUUGUUGUGUUUUUUUAAGAAAAAUUGAUGGAAAAUUAUGUGCAAAUCUUACAAGCUUUCCAGUUCCAAAUAGUCUUUUAUUAAAUUAUUAUUGUAGUAUACAUUGUUUGGGGGGGGGUAAUAUUUUUUUGCAACAAGACACUAUUUUGUGUCUUAAAGUUUAACAUGAAAGAACAAUCCAACAUAGAAAAGACAGUGAGCAGAUCACAGUUCUGUAGUGUUAAUUAUCUCUCCAUUUUCUCCCAGCUCAUGUAAAACUAUUAAUUAACUGCACGUAUAACCCAGCGGGGAAGCUUUUCAAAGCACAUCCAGAGAUUGCUGAGUCAUAUUAUUCAAGGCCACCGUCUAUUUUCCAUGCAAGCAGAGCCCAGUGUAGUCAAGUUACAGAAACAAUAACAAAAACCUCUCACUACACUUAUUACAAUAAUUAGAAACAUCUACCUCUAGUGCCUGCACAGAUUUUUUUAAUCUAUCAAGCAAAUUAAAACUCAGAAUCUGUGGAGUGUAACGCAAAUAAGGUCAACUAGAAACUGAAAAACGCAUUACGUGUCCAGUCUUGGUGGAUAACAGAUGAUUAAUCCUAAAACAGACUGGCAAGGCCUCGGAUGAGAGGUGAUAGGUAAGGCAAAUGGAGUGGUGAACAUACAGUACAAGACCCAUGCACACGAUCACAAAAGACGGCACAAACUUUUUCCUCUGCUCUGAAACUUUCCAUCUAAUCAAAUCAGUUUGUUGUCUGGCUGCUUUCGCCUGCCAGGAUUUUAAUUGCAAAUUUGUUUGUUCAGUCAUAAAAAAGUGCAGGUAUUUUGUAAAACUGACAUUCAAAAGGGCAAAAAGAAAACUUUAUUUGGAGAUACUGUAUAUAAAACAGAUUUGUCAAAUAUUGAACAAUUCCCGGCUGCCAAACUCCUUUUCCUAUACAGUUAAAUCAUGUAAAUAAGUCUACCUAUAUUGCUGUAAGUGUUUUAUAUUACAGAUUUCCAUACAUGUUGUCACUUUACAUCUGUGUCCCAUCGCCCCUCAAACGGAAAAGGUUUGAAACCUGAUAUAAAUAUACCUUGAAGUUUGAGAAGCUCGGUAAUGAUGAGCAUUUAACGAUCCCACAGUGAGAAAAACUGCGUAACACACUGAAAAUAUGGCUUCUAUGUGUCUCUGUACAGCUGAGAAAAACCUCAGUGACUGUUGGAGCCUCGCUUUGGAAACAAAAUGGUGACUUUAAUGCGUAAAAGGUUGUUCGCCACCGAGAUGGCGCAGCCCGCUAUACCUGUCAAACUGGUCUGAGAUGGGACUGAGCGACACAGUGGAUCACAGCAACAGUGUGUGCAAAGCGGAAUAAAGGCAUGUACUAUGAAUAUCAAUCAAACCCAAAUCCUUCAGGAAAAUCAACACAUAAGAUCUAAAUGUGAACAUAUUAAUUAUCACACAGACAAAUGGAAAAGGUUAAAAGUCAGUGCGAUUUUAAAUAAGGAGCGAGAAGGGGUGAACACCCACAUGAUUGUUUAAGAUUUUAUCCAACGUGCCACUAGAAGGAAAUGAAAUCAUGUGGCACUUAAAAGUACUGUCUCUCAUUAGCUGGUCAUAGCUAUAUAAAUGAGGUAAUAGAUUACAUGUAUGUUUAAUAUUUGUGUAAAAUUACUUCACCAAGAAAGAGGGAGGAGAGCUACCCAAAUCUGAUUCAGAGCCUUGAACAAUUCCCAUUUCCUGUUCUGAGCUGUGUAGGUGACACAGGCCUGUUUAUGUAUAUCAGGUUAAAGCAUUUAGGUCUUCUUCUUCAGCUCCUCAAAGCGCCGCGUCAAA